AUGCCUGUCUCACAAUGGCAAAGAUCAAUUGCUAGUGAACUUUCAUGGAAUUUAACAAUUGAUUCAACAGCUAUUGUUGUUACAGGUUCAAUGUCAAUCGGUACAGUAAUAAUGCAACUUGUGAAUCGUCUUGAUGGAACUGAAGAUUAUUCUGAUCAUGCACUUUGGUGGCCAAAAGCAAGUAUCUGGUUAACAAAUACUAGGCGAACACUUGAUCAAUAUGGAAUUCAAGCUGAUAGUUAUUUAACAUUUACAACUAUGCAUAAAUUGAUUCGCUUACAAUUACCCGAUUUACGUAUUCUAUCACAUUAUGUUGAUUUUUCUGUGUCAGUUUAUGUAUCUGUUUGUAAAAUUUGUAAAGAUUUUGGAAUUCGUCAUGCUGAAGAACUUUCAAUUUUACGUUUACCAAAAGUUUCCAAUGCAAAUGAGCAUCGUGCAUCAUUUCGUCGUCGACGUGACAAUUCAAAUACACUUCAUCGACACCAUUCAAUGGGUGAUUCAUUAGCGACAAAUACUUUAGCAAAGUCAACAUCGUUUUCAACGGCAACAUUAAAACUUCGAUCAACAGCUACAAUUGAUAAACUAACAGAACCAUCAUUUCAUAGUGAUUAUUCGACAUCAAGCUUAUCAAAAUCACUUAAUCUCUUAAACUCAAGUACUGAUGGAAAUUUUGCUCGAACACCAUUGACAGCAAGAAAGAAUCUUUUACCACAAGUCAUGCAAUCAAUAAAUUUAAUUGAAAAAUCUAAAUUAAAUAGUCUAUGGCUGGAUUCAUCGAAAUCAUUAAUGGAACAAGAUAUUAAUGAGAACGAUGUAAUUUUAUUACGUUUCAAAUAUUAUUCGUUUUAUGAUUUAAAUCCUAAAGUUGAUGCAAUACGAAUAAAUCAAUUGUAUGAACAAGCCAAAUGGUCUAUAUUAAAUGAAGAUACAGAUUGUACAGACGAAGAAAUGAUAACAUUUGCUGCCUUGCAACUUCAGAUUCAAAUUCAAUCUUCUUCAUCAUCAUCGUUAUCAAUCAUUACUUCUAAUUAUGAUGUUGAUACUCUUCAUCAAUAUGACAAUCACGAUGUUGAGCAAGCACUUGAACAUUUACAAAAUUCACUAUUGGGAAAAGCCCAAGUUCGAUCAGUAAAUUCAACUCGACCAUUAAAUAUUCAACAACAAAGAAAAGAAGAGCUACGCGAUUAUUUACGUAUAUUUAAAUCACGUCGAUUUGCAUUUAAAUCAUACAAACGUUAUUGGUUUGUUCUAAGCGACAGUCAAUUAACUUAUUAUACAAAUGAAUCUCAACAAUAUCGUGCACCGAUUGAAAAAAUUUCACUUAGAGGUUGUGAAAUUCUUGCUGAUAUGAAUACAUCAGCAACAAAAUAUUUAAUUCGUUUAAUGAUACCAUCGAUUGAUGGUAUGAAUCAAACAUUAAUCAAGUGUUCAACAGAAAAACAGUAUGCAACAUGGAUAGCUGCAUUACGUCUUGCAUCAAAAGGUCAAUCAGUAGAUGAAAUAUCCUAUGAGACCGAACGCGAAUCAAUCUUAGCAUUAUUUAAUAUGAAAAAUUCAUCAUCAAAUUCCCACCAGAAUAAAUUUAAUAUUCAACCAGAAAAUUAUGUUUCGAAGAAAAUUUCAAAAAAAUAUAAAACUAAACAGUUGACUGAACGCAUUUUGGAAGCAUACGCUACUGUGAGUAAUCUAGAUGGUAUCGAAGCUAAAUUACGAUAUUUGAAAGCUUGGCAAUCUUUACCUGAAUAUGGAAUUUCAACGUUUGUUGUUAAAUUUAAUGAUUCAAAUAAAAAAGAAGAAUUAUUUGGUAUUAGUUCGAAUCGCCUCUUGCGUAUGACAAUGACAGGCGAGACAAUAAAAACAUGGUGGAUAUCUCGAAUGCGUUCAUGGAAUGUUAAUUGGCAAAAUAAAUUAUUAAACAUUGAAUUCGAUGGUGAAACAAUAGAAUUUUUACCAUUAUAUGAUACGGACAGUAAAUGUAUACAUGAAUUUAUUGGCGCUUACAUCUUUUUAGCUAUGCGAUCAACAGCAAAAUUGUCUGAUAACGAUGAUCCACUUAAACAAGAAACACUUUUUCAACAGCUUACGGCCGCUUAUAUUUAA
Rotaria socialis is the source of this 2100-nucleotide messenger RNA. The record is from the annotation of a GenBank genome assembly. NCBI's taxonomy places the organism in Eukaryota, Metazoa, Rotifera, Eurotatoria, Philodinida, Philodinidae.